Cephus cinctus (wheat stem sawfly) is the source of this 5744-nucleotide messenger RNA. Its product is annotated as collagen alpha chain CG42342. The transcript has 24 exons. Bases 478 to 2331 code for a protein of 617 amino acids. Lineage: Eukaryota; Metazoa; Arthropoda; Insecta; Hymenoptera; Cephidae. The record is from RefSeq and is a predicted model, not a curated record.
UCGCCCCACCACAUCCAGUCGUGUUUCGAGCGCCAGAGCGCGAGCUUCGAAAGUGCUUGGUCGGUACCCGCGGUGAUCCGUGCGACACGUUCCUGUCAAAUUUCCAAAUAAAGUACGCGAGUGAUUUCGAAAUCGAAAACCUAACCUCUUGAAAUAAAUUGGCAAAACGAGUUUGUUCUGACUUGAACGGAUUAAUUAAAUAUCUCUGAUAAUCGAGGAUAAAGUCAAUCGCCCGAAAACAUUUGGUGACGUAGUUUUUCUCCUGAGUGCUCAAUACAGUGAUGGGGUCCUACUGAAGGCUCGCGAAAAGUAAAAAGUGCUCGAGAUGAAUUUGAGAUGUACGAUUUCGCGACAUUGCCUUUAAGAAUGUCAGCAGCAGUCGUGCGUGUGUCGUCGAAUUGAAGGCGCCUCCUUGGCAGCGAUAAUACGCCGGUUUAUGAGGUGUGAUCGGUCGUAAGGUUCAACGUUGUUACGAAUAUGGAGUCGGACACGAAUUGGCCGAGAAAGAGUCUCGAGGUGACGAUGCCUAAGAAAUUCCGUAGGGAAUCGUCUCGGAUGAACUGGAGCCGCAUAAACGGGGCUAUGUGCGUCCUCUGCUUCGCCAGCCUUGUUGUCUCUGGGAUUCUCGCCUACAGAGAGAUGCUGCUUGAGUCGAGGGUUGCGAAACUUGAGGCCCGUUGCCAGGCACAGGAAUCCGCUGAAGUUCUCGUUCAGAGGCUCAGGAGGGAAGUUCAGGAGCAACUUGAUGUGCGACGCGAGCAUCCGGAACAAACGACCGUAUUUAGGAUCAAGAGGGACGUAACCGAUUGCAACUGUCCAGCAGGUCCACCCGGGGAGCCAGGACCUCCCGGCAAAAGAGGCAAAAAGGGGAAGAAGGGUGAUCCCGGUGAAUCAGGUGCACCAGGUGUCGCCGGGACGCCGGGCAAGAACGGUUUUCCGGGGAGCAAAGGUGACAAGGGCGAACGCGGUUUUACGGGACUCAAAGGACUUCAAGGCUAUCCUGGGUUCCCGGGCCCCAUUGGUUUGGAUGGGCCGAAAGGAGAUGCUGGUCGACCUGGUGAGAAGGGACAGAAGGGAGAACUGGGAACUGGAUUUGAUGUAUUUUCUGCAGUGAAGGUCGAUGCACAGGGAAUGGCGUUAAAGAGGUCUGUGACGACGACGCUUCGCGGCGGCCAGUUCGGAUUUGCAGAACUCGUCGCUCUGAAGGGAGAGCCUGGUGAGCCUGGUCCACCGGGACCACGUGGUCCCCAAGGAUCAGAAGGACUUCGAGGACAGGACGGCAGACAGGGAAUCCAGGGAGAUGCUGGACCACCCGGUGAGAAGGGAGCGCCAGGACCCAUCGGUCCGAUUGGUCCUGUGGGACCACCAGGAGUUUCAGGACCAAAGGGCGAACCAGGUGAAUACGGACCGCCAGGAUUUCCAGGACUUCCAGGACAUCCCGGAAUACCUGGAAUUCCAGGCCGGAAUGGCACACGUGGCUUGACUGGACGACGUGGCGACAAGGGCGACAAGGGUGAUCGAGGAUUUACGACGUCAUUGAACGGCGAACAAUUCGCAACUGGCGUCAUCGAAGGCCCACCAGGUCCACCAGGACCUCCUGGGCCCCAGGGCGAGAAGGGAGAACUGGGUCCGACGGGACCACCCGGCCUGCCCGGUGAGAAGGGUCCCCGGGGGAAACAAGGGAAAAGGGGAUUCAAGGGGCAAAGCGGUUUGGCGAUGACGAGGGGUGUACCCGGCACUCCGGGUCCGAAGGGUGAACCCGGUGAACGGGGUUACCGAGGCGAGAAAGGCGCCAAGGGCGAUUUGGGUGCACCAGGACCUAAAGGAGAUCCUGGACCGCAAGGCUCGCCAGGAUUGGAUGGUAUCAGCGGGGAGGCUGGAAUUCAAGGUCCUCCUGGGUUACCCGGACUAUCUGGACCCAAAGGAGAGAAAGGAGAAUAUGGAGACAUUGGACCACCAGGUCUUAUGGGACCUCCUGGUUUGCCUGGUCCUCCGGGCUAUCCUGGACAGAAGGGUGAGAAAGGAGAAAAGAGCGAAUCGAAGUACAAAAAAUUGAGGCGGAGACAGGGUGAUGGCACAUUCGAAGUUAAUGCUGGCGAAGUGAUAACAGGACCACCGGGACCACCUGGACCUGCAGGUGUUCCAGGGCUCCAGGGUCCACCGGGUAUAAAAGGAGAUCGAGGACACGAUGGCGCCAAGGGUGAUCCUGGUGAAAAGGGCACUAAAGGAGAUCCUGGCCCGAUGGGACUGCCUGGUCCCAUGGGAUUGAGGGGAGAGUCUGGAAGGCCCGGGGAUGCCGGGAAACCUGGCACCAUGGUUGGCGCGUGGUGAUCUGACUAACAACUAACACACGAGAUAGGUACUACAAAGCCAACGACAAUAACCUAUCUAGUGCGCAACAUCCGGGACUUCCGGAACACGCAUAUUAGCCCACGUCUUUAAGCCGAGCACGUGUCGAGGCUAAAAUUAACCUAUCGAGAACGUUAAAUAUAUUUUGUCACACGUUUAACCGAUAUUGGCGCAGGUUAGGUAAUAAUUACAGAUUGAUACGCUCGCUGCAUGGCUACAUUGUAACUUACCUUGUUGUUCCCCAAAGAAAAAAAGUCAAAAAUACGGGAAGACGAAUCUCGAGGUGGAAUUCGGAACGCCUUAUAAGUCUCAUAAACUCGUUGCUUGAUUUCAAUUUCAUUCAACGUUAUCCCUUCGCUACCAUUCAAUUAUUUGUCAAUAAAUUUUAUCAGUGAUCCGUUAAAUAAAUUUAUCAAACAGGCAUUCCGUGUUCAACAUUGAGGCUCGAUAUAGUUUUGUUCCUACAGAGUGGAAUGGCGUGGUUUUUUUUUUCAAUAUUUUUCCAAUUGUACAUUUUGAAAGUUCAAAAGAACUGUGUCUGCUCCAAUGGGGGUUGCGAAUACUAUAGUCACCCGCAAAAAUUGAUCGCGACUGCGCAUCAGUGAGUUUAUCGUUAAUCGUAUUUAAGGUACUAGCGAUUUAUACAGUCGUGCACAAAAGUUCUUAAAACACGUGAACGUCGAAGAUUGAUGAAAAUGGCGAGUUGCGCAUACGAAUGUAAAUACUGUUCCCAAUGAAUGCGUAGAACAGUCGGUAUCCGAGUAACUUAGGGCUUCCAGGUGAACGACACUCGGCAUUAGAUACUUCGCAUACCAACAGAUCAAUAAUAUUCUUCGUAGUAAAAGAUCUAAUUUAAUUUUACGUUCACGUGGCUAAUAUGUUUGAUAUACAAUACAGUAUAUAAAAACUGUACUUUCCAAGAGUUUUCAUUCCGUCGAUAAUUUACAGUGAUGAAUAUUUUCAUUUUAUCGGAAGCCAAUUAAUUAUCUUUUCUUUUCUUUUCUUUUCUUGAGCUUUAAUGUAACGACAGUCUCUAGCAAGUAUUAUAGUCAUUAACAUUGUCGUAACAAGUACUUAACGCGCAAAGGUAUUUUAUUCUAUAUCGACGUGCUUCGUUUUUGUAGGAUUCAAGAUGUGUGUCCGCUUACGGGGAGCGCGUUAUUGUAAUAGAUGACGAAAAACAUAUUUCUCAUAAAAUCUAUGUGUAAGCGAUUGUUAGAUUAAAUGAAUCUUGGGGUCUAAAUCUGUACAUAAUAUGCAUAGACACAUUUGAUCGCAGUAUAUAUAAAUAUAUGCUUGUAUGCUUCUGACGCUAGUCAUGGAUUUGUUGAGAAAUAUGGUAAAAUUUUAUUUAGUUGAAAAAAAAAGACAUUUAACAUAGCCUAUAUAGGAUGACGGUAUAAAAGCGAAUGCGACAGAUAUAUUAGUGGUUUUUGUAUUUGGCGUUAAAAUGAAAUUUUCCUCACCUCGUUAUUUCAUAUGAAAAAUUAUAAAUUUCUCUACUUGGACAUUACGUUUUGCGAAAUUUCAUAAUUACCUAGAGAUAUACUUUUUGCGAAAAUCUUCCAAGAUCUUUAAGCACGAUGCGACGUUGUACUCGAACAGCAAUUAUCUCGUGUAAUUUGAUAGAAUGUCGGGCGCUUGCAAGGAAUUCGCACAAUCGAUAUUCUCGCGGUAAUUUCGCAUAAUUGCGCCGUCGACACCGCAUCGCGAGAAAAAGUGCACGUGAGAGCGGCUACUUCCGCGACGUUUGUCCCGCCGAAAGGACAAAACUGUAAAUAAACAUCCCCGUAUGCAGGUGUCGCAACGCGUGUGACAAUUUAACGAUCGUGCGAAUAAAUCCGAAUACCCAUUAGCAGUAAAAUAGCGUAAUCGAAAAAAAAAAGAGACAGUGACGUUUAUAAAGAUAAAUGUAAAUUGCGUUCUCUAGGGUAUUCAUGUACAAUUCUAAGAAACAACACGUGUGGUCAUACUGCUCGAGGAACAAAAUCACUGAAUCUCGUUGAAGGGAAAAGAAGAAAAAGAAAAAAACUUAAAUUGCCAAGAUAGUCAAUAUUUUCUUUGCAAUCUGCUCUCGCAUAACUAUAGAAAUAUUUUGAACGAUCCAAGAAAGACUAUACGCUCCCAAUUAAACGACUGCUACAUAACAGCGUCCCGUCUACUCGUGAUAGGCGACCAAUGAAUUCACGACAAAUGAAAGAAAAAGAAACCAAGAAAUAACAAAGACAGUGUGAGAGAGAAAGUAUGGUUUCAGGCAUUUCUAUAGAGAUAGAGAAAGAGAAAGAGAGAGAAUUGUAUGGGCUAAUUCUUAAUACUAAGGAAGUCUAAGAAGAUAAAUGAAAGAGAGAAUGAGAAAUAAUAACAAGAGAGGGGCGAGAGAGAGAGAGAGAGAGAGAGAGAGAGAGAGAGAGAGUGCGUAUGUGUGUCUGGCAAGUAAAAAUGAAUUACCUAUGUAUAGAUAUAUUACCCAGAGUCUUGAACGUCUUGCAAGCCGUGAUUCUUGAUAUAGGUGCAUAAACUAUACCUAUCCAAACACACGAGACUCCGUUUUGACCGUUCGGUAUGGAAAUAUUGACGUUAGCACGCCAAGAUCGUCGAUGUACUUAGAAGAGGCUUGUACAGAGCGGGAUGCUGUGCCAACACGCCUUAACGAGAAUCCUCUGAUCGGUGGCUAGAGAUAAAUGAGAUCCACGUCCAAAUAAGGACGUCGAUUGCGUUCCGAUGUUAAGCCAUUAGUUAACGUUAGUUAAAAAAAAAAAGAAGAAGAAAAAGAAAAAAGACGUACGAGUUACGAGAGUAAUGUAAUUAUAUUAGCUACUUUUAUAUAUUAAUGUUCAUUGUAAUUUAAGGUUACCGUAAAUGAAAUACUGACAAUUGUAAGGACGAAGGAGAGAGACUCGAUGAUUAUGCAAGUCUUUAUUAUUAUUAUUAUUAUUAUUAUUAUUGUGUAAGGGAAAUCGCGGAGAAGCCAUCCUUUCGAUCCUUCGAGGAUUACACGACGCACAUCGCGAUAAUUGUACACACACACACACAGACACACACGCAUACGGAUAACGUGACACGCGUGUUUACAUAAAUUAUAAAAAAAAAAAAUUACGUAACACACAGAGACACGUACAUCCCACUUGCGUAAUGUAAUCAAACAAUUUUUGUCGAUUUAGGAUUUAACGGUAAUUUAUAAGGAUUUUUAAAUGUUAAGCGAUAUAUUAAUAUGUGAAGUUGGGGGCUGGCGCGGUCCUUGAACUUUCGCGAUUAUAUAUAUAAAAAAAAAAAGCAUAUUUGUUAAUUAAGAUACGGCGUUCCAUAACCAAGAGACCGAUGUCCUUCGUAUUAUGAAGUCACUAACAAAUUUUUGUUUCAUGAUUAUCCUGAUUAAUAAACAGAAUGUGCAUGUG